UGAAUCGAAAAGAAGCUGAUAAAGGAUUCGCCAUGCUGAAAGGACUCAUCAUAUUCUUUGGCCUCCUGGCUCUGUGCUACGCCGCCUCCGUGGGCAGCGCCAGCAAUGCCACCGAAGUGUGCCAGUCGGAGGACGAGCUGUGGGGCGGCGCGGACAUUAGGAAGUUCUACUUCUGCCUGGACGGCCAGGUGAUAACCGACGAGUGCGACUCGGGUUACUAUUUCGUGAACAACGCCACCAUCUGCGGCUGCCUGCCCUCCGACCUGAUGAAGCCCUCCUGCGUGAACCUGGACACCACGGUGCCCGACUGCACCGGAGACAGCAAGCUGCGGCCCCAGGCCGCCGACGAUGUGUCCAGCUUCUAUCUGUGCACCAGCGACGGUGCCAAGGAGCUGCCCUGCCCGGAUGGCAAGGCGUUCGUCGACCAGGAUGGCUAUCUGGGAUGCUUCGCGUGGUCCCAGUGGCGCACGUUGCGCAACUGCGUCGAUGACUGAUGGUGACAUGGGUGGCGUUUUAAUUAUAGUUCUUCCAGCGCUAUCCACUGGCCGCGAUUAAAAG
Molecule: messenger RNA, 558 nt
Organism: Drosophila teissieri
Lineage: Eukaryota; Metazoa; Arthropoda; Insecta; Diptera; Drosophilidae
Exons: 2
Coding region: 33-494 (153 amino acids)
Cellular component (GO): extracellular region
Molecular function (GO): chitin binding
Source: RefSeq, a predicted model, not a curated record